AUGUCAAGCAAAGCAUAUAAUAGAUUAAAUAUUAAUGAAAGUAUUGAAAAUAAUGAAAAUGAAAAUGAAAAUGAAAUUUAUCGUGAAAAUGAAGAUUUAAAUAAUAAUAAUAAUAAUAAUGAUGAAAAUAAAAAUGAAAGUGAUAAUGAUAAUGAUAAUGAUAAUAAUAAUGAUAAUAAUGAUGAUGAUGAUAAUAAUAAUAUAAAUAAUGGAAUAAUAAACAAUAAUAAUAAAAAUAAUAAUAAUAAUGAAAAUAAUAAUGAAAAUAAUGAAAUUGAAAGAAGUCAAAUUAUAUUACAACCAAUUAUUAGGAAACCAAAGAUUGAAAAGAAACAAUCAUUUUUAUCAAAAUAUUUAAAGAGUAUUAUAUAUGGUGGUAUGGAUGGGUUAGUUAGUAUUUUCGUAUCGAUAGCAGUUAGUUUUUCAAGUUCCGAUGCAAAGAUAUCAGUAUUAUUAAUUAUUGUAUUAAGUAAAUUAGUUGCUGGUGCAAUUUCAAUGGGUAUGGGUGACUAUUUGGGUACUCAAGCAGAUAUAGAUUUCGCAAGGGGUGAAAGAAAGAGAGAAGCUUGGGAAGUUGAAUAUUAUUUAGAGGGUGAAAAAAGUGAAAUGGUUGAAAUUUAUACUAAAAAAGGAAUUCCUGAAGAAGUGGCACGUGAAGUAGUCGAUAUUCUAUCCUUGAAUCCAAAAGGAUUUGUAGAUGUAAUGAUGGUUGAAGAAUUGGGUAUUAUGCCAGACGUUGAGUCUCAAACACCUUGGAAAAAUGGGUUAGUGAAUUUCACCUCUUUUGUCUUUUUUGGAAUUUUACCAUUAUUACCAUACUUGGCUUUCUUGGCAAUUGCAACCGUUGCUAAAAUUCCAUCUGAUCAACAUUUAUAUUUAUUUUUAAUUGUUAUUGGUAUAACUGCAUUAACUUUAUUUUUAAUUGGAAUAUUUAAAGCAAAAUCAACAGAUACUAAAUGGUACAAGAGUGGUGCUACAACAGUUAUUUUUGGGGUAAUUGGGGCAGCUGCUGGAUUAGGUACUGUUGAAUUAAUAAAAGUUAUUUUUCCAAAUGUGGAUAUUUCUCAAUAA
Messenger RNA from Dictyostelium discoideum AX4, 1071 nucleotides. Its product is annotated as transmembrane protein. The transcript is spliced from 2 exons. Gene Ontology annotation, biological process: manganese ion transmembrane transport; intracellular manganese ion homeostasis; transmembrane transport. The coding region runs from base 1 to 1071 and encodes 356 amino acids. The record is from RefSeq and is a predicted model, not a curated record. NCBI's taxonomy places the organism in Eukaryota, Evosea, Eumycetozoa, Dictyosteliales, Dictyosteliaceae. Gene Ontology annotation, cellular component: endomembrane system. Gene Ontology annotation, molecular function: manganese ion transmembrane transporter activity.